Messenger RNA from Periconia digitata, 957 nucleotides. The record is from the annotation of a GenBank genome assembly. Lineage: Eukaryota; Fungi; Ascomycota; Dothideomycetes; Pleosporales; Periconiaceae.
AUGCAUUUACUCAACCUUUUCUACUCGGUCCUGCUGGCCGCCACCUUUUGCGACGGCACAAGCGCCCUCCGCUCGGCUCCCAAGGUCAAGCUUUCCAACGUACAAAGCCUGACCCUGCGUAAAGAUCUCAAAACCUCACACCGUCGGGUGUCUCCUCUUCCACAGUGUAUUGGUGGCUCGGCCAAAGGACUUUACGACAUCGAUGUGCUUCGCUGCAAAAACGCCGGCGCUGACUAUGACGAAGAAGCUGUCCAAUGGACAUGCACUGCCUCCCUGCCAGAAGAGUUCAAGCUCGGCUCCACAGACGUGAUCUGCGAAGGCUACGAUUAUCCAGACGAUCCGUACAUACUCAAGGGCUCAUGUGGUGUCGAGUACCGUCUCGUGUUGACUGAUAAAGGGGAAGAAAAAUAUGGCAAGAGGAAAGGCGGCUGGUGGGGUGACGACGACCAUGACAGAGGAAAGGAGGACCACGAGAAAACGAUGGGCGACAGGAUUGUGGGAGCCGUGUUUUGGAUGAUAUUCAUCGGUGUCGCCUUGUGGAUCGUAUACAACGCUUUCCUAGGAUGGGCAAACGGUCCUACCGCUGGUGGUGCAGGUGGUGCUCGUCCCGGUUGGGGAGGUGGAGGAGGCGGAGGAUGGGGAGGCAACGACGAUCCACCACCACCAUAUGACUGGAACCCGGAUUCCCGGUCGUCGCCAUACAACAAACGCUCUUCUUAUGGAGGGACUCAGGGCUGGAGACCGGGAUUUUGGUCGGGAGCUGCCGGAGGUGCAGCAGCUGGUUAUGCCGCGGGAACUUGGGGGAACAACCGACAACAAAACAACAGUGGCUCACGUUGGGGAGGCGGUGGUGGAGGAUGGGGUAACGGGGAAGGCAGUUCAAGGUCUUCCUCGGGUUCGAGCUUCUCGAGCACAAGACAUGAAAGCACAGGCUUUGGGUCUACAUCGAGGAGAUAG